Aureococcus anophagefferens is the source of this 1336-nucleotide messenger RNA. RefSeq lists its product as hypothetical. NCBI's taxonomy places the organism in Eukaryota, Pelagophyceae, Pelagomonadales, Pelagomonadaceae. Gene Ontology annotation, molecular function: phosphatidylinositol binding; ubiquitin binding. The transcript has 2 exons. The record is from RefSeq and is a predicted model, not a curated record. Gene Ontology annotation, biological process: protein transport to vacuole involved in ubiquitin-dependent protein catabolic process via the multivesicular body sorting pathway. The coding region runs from base 122 to 1132 and encodes 336 amino acids.
CUAUCGACUGCUGCGGCGCGUGAUCUUGUGUCUCCGAAGGGCGUCCUCGGCAAGUUCUGGCCUGUCUGUGGUGCGGGCUUCGCAAAAAUCGCGUCGCACCAACCUCGGCGACUCCUGAAUCAUGGACUUGCUCGUAGAAUCAGCGACGUCGGACGUGCGAAUGGGCCUAGUGGAUUUCGGGGUUAAUCUCGAAAUUUGUGAUGCUCUGGAGAGGAAUCCUUCCGAUGCGGUCACCAUGGCAUUCGCGGUGAAGAAGCGCCUGGGCAAGAAUGACGCACAUGUCACGGCAUUGUCAUUGACCUUGUUGGAGAUGUGCGUGAAGAAUUGCGGCGAAGCUGUUCACGCGGCCGUGGGGCAGCAGCAGAUCCUGAGUGAAAUAGCAAAACUCUGCGAGGGUGGCAGUGGUGAAGAGGUCAAGAGGCAGGCUCUGGCACUAGUGCAGCAAUGGGGCGUCGCAUUCGAGUCGCGCGACGCAUUGCCUGCGUUCGCGGACACGUAUACAGCGCUCAAGGUCAAGGGGUUUGAAUUUCCCACAGGGAAUGAGGAGAACGCGCCUGUGUUUACGCCGCCACGCCAAGAUGGGACUGUCGUUCAGGAUGAUGCGGUGUAUGCGGCUGCGCUUGCCGACGGGAGCCUCGAUCGUGCCAACGCCCUCGCCAAGGUCCGUGCAGACGUAGAGAUCGUGGCAGAAAAGAUUCGACUCUGCAAGGAGAUGGUCCCCAACAGCCCUGGCAUUGACCACGAUGAUGCACUCGCCGAGGUUGUCGGAUUUCUCGAGGCUUGUCGCCCACGCCUGGCAAUACUUGUCGAAUCUGGCCUCUCUGGCGCAUUCGGCGACGAGACCCUCACAUCUUGCCUGAAGGUGAACGACGACCUCCACGAAGCGUUGCAGGGCGAGGCCAAACCGAGGGUGUACGAAGCACCAGGCCUUCCCAAGCCGCCUUCACCGCAGAAUCUCCUCCCCCUCGACCUCGACGACGACGAAGACGAUGCCCUUUCCCGGGGACCCAAGGCAGCCAGUCUUAUCCUGCAGCCACCGCCAGCCACCACGGCCGAGCCUUGUCUGCUCGACAUCGAUUUCACGGCGACGCCGCCUGCCGUGGAUGCGCCACUACCCGACAAACUUCCCUGAAGCCAGAAGCCGAUACAGAUGCGUGACUCGAGUGAACUCUCCGGUCACUGAGCCAAGUUACUUUCCGAAAGUUAGGUGGCGCGGCUCUUCCUCGCACGCGCCCCCACGUGCAAGGUCGCUAGGACUGCGCAUGGCGCGCACAUUUCUCGCGCCAUUGGUGCACCUGGGGCACUUAAGACCCGAACGCGGGAAAUCCGACGCUUU